Messenger RNA from Pocillopora damicornis (cauliflower coral), 651 nucleotides. RefSeq lists its product as uncharacterized. The record is from RefSeq and is a predicted model, not a curated record. Gene Ontology annotation, molecular function: chitinase activity; chitin binding. Gene Ontology annotation, cellular component: extracellular region. Lineage: Eukaryota; Metazoa; Cnidaria; Anthozoa; Scleractinia; Pocilloporidae. Gene Ontology annotation, biological process: carbohydrate metabolic process.
UUUGUCAGCAAGGAUGAGUAACCUUUUUUCGUUAAUUGCGGUUUUCCUUUUCACCUUUGAAAUAGUUUGGACACUUAGAGUUCCUCGCUCGACGUACGCCGGCCGCCAGCUGCUCGUAGGAUACUGGGGACAAAACGGAGCAGGACCCGCAAAUGGCCCAGCAAACUACGAAAAGUCGCUGCUUGAAGUGUGCAGGACAACAAAAUACGACAUCUUAGCUGUGUCUUUUGUCAUUGUCUUCUUUGACCCAAGAAACAAAGGUCUUCCAGCGCUGAACUUUGCUUAUCACUGCGAGACAUCUGUUUCUUCAGAGUAUCCUUUCCUGUUGAGAUGUCCAAAAAUAGAAGAAGGGAUAUUAGAAUGUCAGAAAAGAGGAAAGAAGGUCUUGAUGUCUAUAGGUGGUGCCACAGGUGAUGGAACUCUACCCUCCGCUUACAAGGCCAGAGAACUUGCCAGAACUCUGUCCGAUUUGUUCUUAGCUGUGGGAAAUCGCUACCAAGAUUUGAGACCUUUUGGAAGUGCUGUCAUGGACGGUAUUGAUCUUGACAUCGAGGGAGGAGACAAGAAACACUACGGGGAGUUUAUUCAGGAAUUGCGAACGCUCAUGGACAACGACCAAUCAAAGGGUUAUCUGAUCACAGGCGCGCCUCA